Messenger RNA from Toxotes jaculatrix (banded archerfish), 1106 nucleotides. RefSeq lists its product as uncharacterized. The coding region runs from base 99 to 626 and encodes 175 amino acids. Lineage: Eukaryota; Metazoa; Chordata; Actinopteri; Toxotidae. The record is from RefSeq and is a predicted model, not a curated record. The transcript is spliced from 6 exons.
CCUCCCGUUCCCCUGCAUCUGUUCCCCAUUAGCAGAGCCGAGAGUAUAAAGCAGGGAGCUGACAGGGGCUGGGAACAGUCUAGUUCUUGCCUUGGAUCAUGGGGUUUACUAUCUGGCUGUGUGUGCUCUGCCUGCAGGCAAGCCUGCUGUCACACGCCCUCGACUGCUCGGGAGCAACUCAGGGAGAACUGUGUGUCAGCGGACAGACCGCAGACGGACAGUAUGAUCAUCAGUUGCAGCAGAGGGCGCUAGCCUUGAGUGAUGGACUGGUUUUGUUCAGACGUAAGAGACAGUUGGAGCGGAGGGGUCCCACCCACCUGAGUCACUCCAGCCAGCCCGGGGCCGUCUCUGUCAAAGGCUUCCCAAACACUCUCAUCCAGGCUGAUAGGUCCAGGCGACACUUGGCUCAAGCUGGGAACAAGAAAAAGAAGCGUGGAUCCCGCGUCGGCUCCUUCUCCCUCCUUAGCAACGACAAGAAAUCCACCCCCCUACAGGUGAUCAGAGCAAGGAGACAGGUGAAGCCCGAUCCACCCAAGAAGGGGAAGUCGGGUCGUUCUGGGGCUUUCUCAGUCCUGGGAGAUCCGCAGAAUGACGAGCAGAACAACAGAUCCAAAAGAAGCAUAUAGAAGACAAAUCCUGCAAAAUAAAAUGUUCCCUCUCAUUUUGGCAAAUCCCAGCAAAGGGUGUGUCUGACAUUUGGAAUAGCAGCUUUUAUGUUUAUUUUAAUGUGUGUGUCCAUGAUUACUGUUUCAGCUGUAAGCUAGCUUACAUUUAUCAGCCAGUCUGCACGGAUACGUUUUAUACUAUUUUAAGUUUCUAAUAUAUUCCUGCAUGUUGUCACUAAAUAUCCCAUAUUGUUAUUUUAGUCUGGCAUUUUGUUGUAACCUAUUUAAUCACAGAUUCCUUAUGAAGAUUGGGGGUAUAUUUUUGCAGAAAUCUUUCUUGUGGUGUUGUAUCAGAGUUCAAAAAAAGUUUAGUAGAGACAUAUGGUGUAAAAGUCUUUAAAUAUUAUGCACUUUAUGCUCCACUGGAGCCUUCUUUUUUAAAAAUUGGAUAAUAGUUUUUACACUCUGAGCUCCAUUAAGAAAUUAAAUUGUAUAACAGUU